GUGGCAACGUCACAAACUUCGUGCGCGUACCACGAAAACACACGCACAAACAGGCAGGCAGUGUUCUCUUCAUGGUGUUUUACAACCAUCUGAACUGCGUGAGAACAAAAGUGUCCGGCGAUGUGAUUAAUUGCUUCUAGCUCGCUGCUGGCGCGACGUUCUCAAUCUCCAUAAUACAUAUGAAGCGAUGCACAAAUCGCCAGUUUCUACUACUCUAAACUUGGGUAUCCCACAAAUGAUUGUCUUUAAAUAGAUGCCGAUUCAUCACUAAGAUUGUUGAUUUUGCAAGAACCAAGAAAUCAUCUGUUUCACCAUUGGGUGGUCUUGGCGAAAGCCUCGCCCCUCGUGGGCUAAUAUUAUGGGAUGUUCUGCUGGUAAGCAUAUGACCACAAGUCCAGAAGUCAGCUCCAGUUCCCACUCAGCUAAAGAAAAUGGUUGCUCAGUACGUACACCUGAUGUUCCAAGACACUCACUAGAAAGCAGUGCACUAAAAAACAGCAGAAAAGAUUCAUCUAAUAGUAUUACCUCAGUCAAAGAGCCUGAUAUUCCAGAACCAAAAAAUGAUAUCUCCUCAGUAACCAAGGAUAAGAAUGAGGAUGGAAUACCUAGAAGAAAACCCACCCCAAUAAGGACAAAUGACAACCACUGUGCAGCUCCAAAGUCUGUUCCAAUCAAUCAAGUCAGAGUGCAAAUGACAAAGUCUCAACUGGAGUUUUUCAGAAUGCUUGAUCAAAAAAUUGCAGAGGGGCCAGACUAUGUCUCAGAAGCUGAAAGCUGACAUUACAUUGCUGAAUAAGUCUUGAUUUAGUAAAUUUCUACAAAGCAACACUUAGAAGUUUACAGUCUAGAUCCCAACAGAGGCGAUAAAUUCAGCAUUCCACCAGAUUGUGGCAUCAGUUUGUCUGGAGGACAUUUAUCAUACAAUCUACUAGAUCAGUCAGUUAGCAUGUUUUCAUGGGUUGCUUAGAGGUAGACUCAUUAAAAAAAAAAAGAUUAGAAAGGAAAAGGUAAAGAGUCAGGUGCAAGUCAUCCAUAGUGACUUGUAACGAUAAGGAAUUCCACCAAAUUCUCUUACCAUGAGGAAGAUGUUGAACUGACUGCUCAAAAAGACUUAGGCUAACAAGGGAAUAGAUAUGUCAUUUUUGGAACUGGCAGAAUUUCGAUGUAGUGGGAUUAAGGUACAAGUUUCUCCACUUUGUAACAUGCCCUCUCUCCUCUCCCCCCGCUUUAUUUCUCUCAAUACUUGUCCACCUGACACAAGUUUUAUUUCAUGUACAUGGAGUUGGUGUCCCCUUCUUCUCUCCCUGUGGUAAAGCAAGGACACUGUGAAUAGUUCUCAUACAUUAUCAAAGUUGUUUUAAGUGGUGUAUUAUUCUAUGCUGGCAUAAGCUAUCUUUUACUUUCCGCACCAGUAAUCCUUACACGGUCAUUUCACAUAGACAGCAAGAGUUGAGUCUUCUCCCAGGGAACUACUAAUAUGUGACUAUUGGUGAACAAAGACCGGAAAAUGGCGGUCUUUAAUUUAAUACUGUGCGAAAAAAGAAAAUUUGAAUGAAAAUUUAAGUAAGGUAUUCUUUGGCCCUCCAGUGUGACUGAAUAAAAGAGUAGUGAGGGUAGCGAAAGGUUUUAAAUGCCUAAAACGUCUUUGAAGAGCUAACGGUCCAGAGAGCCUUCUCCGUUUGUCGUGGAGAGAAAACGCACAAGAUAGUAACAAGGGAAACAACAUUCAUUUCGUGCGUUUUAUACAUUAAACAAGUCAAUCUAACGGAUAACAUUGAGAGGUCAAGAUAGAAUUGCACCUCUGAAAACUAUUUCCCUGAAUAAUAAGUUACUUUCUGUGGCCUCAUUUAAUACCAGCAUUGAGAUGUUUUCGUCCAUCAUGUUUAAAAUUUGUAAUUUGUUUUUUGCAAUUGUAGUCUCUUACGCCCAGUUCAGACGCCGAACUUUUCAAGAGCCGGACUCAAUUCGAAUUUGGACCGACCCAAAUUAACAAAAGCACGCCUGUUGAUUCAGACCCCCUUCUUUUUGGCCGUUCCAAAUACAGUUCCAGUAAAACCAGCCACAUAACUUGCAAAAUACAUCAUAAUAGUUUAUGCAUUAGGAUCGGCACUUGAAAAGUACAACGUCUGAAUCAAAGCCGUUUCAAAGGCGUUCCAAAGGCGAAAUUCUCGGCCAAGCCAGGCGGGAAGAACGGGUGAGCCGUUCCAAAUUGAAAUAGACGUUCCAAAUUGAUUCAGACGCCGAUCUUUUCAUGUACUUAAAUUCAAGGAAUUACGUUCGGCUCAUGAAAAGAUAGGCGUCUGAAGUACUGGCCCUAGGGUACUGUGUAACAGUUCAAGUUAGGCAUGUGUGGUAGACGGCGCCACCGAAAAAAAAAUUGCGCGUCGGUAAACCGCAGGCAUAAACCGCAUACCGUCUAUGAUCGUAAUUUUUAUUAAGAUUGACAUUUAACUUAACCUAGUAUUUACAAUUUCUAGAGAGCUUCAAGGGAGUUAUCAAAAUUUUGGACGGGUUGGUUUUGAGGAGGCCAGGAGGGUCAACUACUUGCCAGCGCUUUCUGCUUUUACGCAUAAAAUAGUGUAUAUCUAUAGAAAAUGGUUGUGUAUCUUUGUUUAACGAUGUAUAGACCCCAGUAAUAGUUUUGGUUAAAAUGCCUAGUCGCGAACGUGGUUGAGAGAGAAAAAUUCUGGAUGAUUCUCAUGAAAACCUUUAUCAACUGUAAUCAAAUUAUACGGAAAUAAAUUUGUGAUAAAUUUCUAAUUUA
Molecule: messenger RNA, 2764 nt
Organism: Stylophora pistillata
Lineage: Eukaryota; Metazoa; Cnidaria; Anthozoa; Scleractinia; Pocilloporidae
Source: RefSeq, a predicted model, not a curated record